This is a messenger RNA of Sugiyamaella lignohabitans, 1605 nucleotides long. It is a transcript of the gene TRM2, whose product is annotated as Trm2p. Bases 1 to 1605 code for a protein of 534 amino acids. Gene Ontology annotation, molecular function: tRNA (uracil(54)-C5)-methyltransferase activity, S-adenosyl methionine-dependent. The record is from RefSeq and is a predicted model, not a curated record. The transcript has a single exon. Lineage: Eukaryota; Fungi; Ascomycota; Dipodascomycetes; Dipodascales; Trichomonascaceae. Gene Ontology annotation, biological process: tRNA processing.
AUGACUGAUACAGGCUUGAUUCAGGCUAAUUCAAAGGUUACAGCUGAGCCAGUUGUAAACAAUGACAAAAUACACCCCAGAUCACCUUCACUAGACCCAACACCUCUAAAGAAACAGAAGCGAGUUAAGACAAAACGAUACAGGGAACCUCCAGUUGAUCCAAUUUCCGCUGAAGGGGUUCUCAUAAACGAUAUUCGGGCACUUUUAAAAUCCCAGGGCAUUUCUGAGGACGAAAUCACAAAUGAUAUGAAAGCAUUCUUCUCCCGUGAUAAGAGCGUGCCUUAUCCUGACUAUCAAGUUGUAGAGCUUAAGAUCUCUGCUCUGUCGUCCGUUGGAAAUGGAAUAGGUAUUUGGGAAUCACCCGACCCUGAAGCACCUAGUUCCAUACGUAAACGAGUAGUUGUGGUUCCAUAUGCUUUGGUUGGCGAGACUGUCAAGACCAAAAUCUAUCGUACCAACAAAUACUACUAUGAAUCUGAAUUGAAUGAAGUAGUUGAUAAAUCUCCUCUUCGGGAUGAUGCAUUGGUCAGAUGCAAAUAUUUCACUACUUGCUCAGGUUGUCAAUACCAAAUGCUUCCUUAUGACGAACAACUUAAAAUUAAGCGAGAGGUAAUUGUAAAUGCAUAUGCUCACUAUGCCCCACUGUUGACUUCUGACGAUGUACCGAGCAUUUUAGAUACCGUGGGAUCACCCGAGCAAUACAAUUAUCGAACCAAACUCACCCCACAUUUUGAUGUUCCAAGAAAGGGACGCUUGGAAAGGAUUCCACCAAUUGGGUUUGGCGUUAAGGGUCGUAAGGAAGUUCUCGAUAUUGAAGAAUGUGUUAUUGGAACUCCCGUUAUCAAUAAAGGAAUGGUAGAACAGCGAAAGGUCGUGCAUGAGAAUUUUGCUUCUUACAAGCGAGGAGCUACUAUCUUGUUACGAGAAAAUAUCAAGGAAAUAGAAGAUUCACCGUCGACGGUUGUCUGUACUACAGACUCUAAGGAAAUCGUUACUGAGUACGUCGGUGAUUUUAAAUUCAAGUAUCCUGCAGGUUCAUUCUUUCAAAACAACAAUUCGAUUUUACCUAGUGUAACGUCUUAUGUUCGUGAUAACAUUGUUUUACCAUCCUCGGGUAAACCACCUAAAUAUCUUGUUGAUACUUACUGCGGCAGUGGAUUGUUUGGUAUUACAUGUAGUACUGCUGUAGAACAGCUAAUUGGUGUCGAAAUUUCGAAGGAUAGCGUUGAAUAUGCGCAGAAAAAUGCUGAGCUUAACAAUUUGAAAAAUGCUUCAUUCAUAGUUGGAGAAGCUGAAAAGAUUUUCGACAAAGUUAGCGAUGCUCCUCUUGAGACUAGUAUUAUUAUCGACCCUCCAAGAAAAGGCUGUGAUAAACAAUUUCUUGAUCAACUGCUUGAAUUUAGACCAGCAAAGGUUGUAUACGUUUCUUGUAAUGUCCACAGUCAGGCCCGCGAUAUCGAGUAUCUCCUGAAGUCUGAAGUUGCCCGCGACAGAUCGUCAAAUUCUGGCAACAAGUAUAUAAUUGACAGUAUUCGAGGUUUCGAUUUCUUCCCACAAACACAUCACGUCGAAAGUGUGGCCGUCUUGUCUCUUAAAAACAACUAA